UUAUUUUGUAGGCACGAUUGUAAAUUCCGGUGUACUUCUCGAGAAAUUUGUGCCGCGGUCUCACUCACAAACAAACGGUUGCUUGGUUGCUAGACGACCCGAUAUAAACCACCCAGUAAUCUCCUCGCUCGGAGGAAAACAUGUUGACGUAGCUUUUGGAGACAUGUCGCCGACAACCUCGACGAGCGGAACCUCCGUGGAGAACGUGAAGAACUGAGCAGCCAAUGCUAAUGCUAAUGCUAAUGCCGCGUUCCAUUUAAAUUAAAGGCAAGUCGGCAAUGCUACUGUUUUGCUAGUCUUCCAACGAAUUAAAUGGACACCAGGACUAAUAAAAAACGCAAAAUAAGCCUCCUCAUGUCUCCUCUCCACGCCGGCACCACGAGCUGACAUGUCCGCCUAACACGCUCACCCGUCGGCCGCCAACAUGUCAGUUGGGGUCAGCGAUGUCCCCACGGAUGAAGACUGCGAGGUGCUGCCUGAGGACAGCUCCUUAUACUCCAGUGAUUUUGUGAAAAAGACACCAAAAAGGAGAUCAGGAAAGCCUCCACCUUCCUUCAGGUCCCCGUACCUCACCAGCCUUCACGCCAACCCCAAGAGAACGGCAUCGGCGGCGGUUGCCGCCUGGAGGCUCCCGAGGCCGUCUCCCUGCGACACUCCCAGGGAGACGGGCUCGGCUCGCCUGACGUCCCACAGCAACCACCGCGGUAGGAGCAACAACGCAGGCGUAGACUCUCAAGAGACCGUUUUAAAUCAGCGAUCGGAGUGGGACUUGACGCCGGAUUUUCCCAGACAUACCUUGCCCACCAGGAAAUACUUUCACUCUGCUUCCAACGGCGUCAGUGCCCGCAGAGACAAGGAGGACAUGCACGACGAACUGACUCUCCUCAAAAAGAGUCUCCAUGAGCAGAAGUCUGACAACCAGAAAAUGAAAGCCAAAAUUCGCCGCCUGGAGGAAGACAACACCAAAAGAGAGAGGCAGCUGGAAGAGCUCCUGGAUCCCACCAAAAAGUCAGAAUACACUCGCAGCUUGGUGGAUCGCAAACACGAAGGAAGUGUGGUUCUGAACGGGUUGAAGCAGAGAGUCCUGAAACUGGAGCAGCAGUGUCGAGAGAAGGAGAACACCAUUGGUAAACUGCAGAACGAGCUGAGGGCUACCAACUUGGAGGAGAUGAGGAUGACUUUGAAGAACUACUAUGAAGAGAUCCAAAGACUGAGGAUACUUCUUGACGCUUCAGAGAAAAGCGGUCUAGCAGACAGUAAAGUCUUCCGGAGGCAGCAGAAGGCUCUGAGUUCCACAGUUCUCCGUCUAUCUGAGAACCUCAAGCAGAUUCAGCUGGAGAACGCCGCGCUCAGACAGGAGCUCGACACAGAGAGCCCCUCUGUUGGACUCAAAGGUUACAAAGAGUGGAGCAAAUACCGCCUCUUGAGAAGACUGCUGGAAUUGGAGAAAAAGCUGGAAGAGAGCACCAGAAGGGCAAAACACUUGGACCAGGCGUCUCAGACCACACUCCCUGGUAUUCUGCACCAGGCCUCUCAGACCAUUCCCACCGGUAUUCUAAACCACGGGUCUCAGACCACGCCCAAAGGGAUCCUUGACUUGGCCGUUCAGACCACACACACGGAGACCAUCGAUACGGAGACGAUGACGGAGGUGGACGAGGUCGCCGAUCUAAGAGAGCGUGUGGAGCAACUGGAGGCAGAGAGGGCACAACUUCAGGAGUGGCUGUCAACUGGAGAAGAGGAAGUACGGCAACUGAGGAAAGCAAGAGAAGAAGAGUCGGAACGAGUGAAAGCUGAAAAACAGCAGUACAUCGAUGAAGUUGAACAGCUAAGGACGGAAAAAGAGGAACUGGAGCAAAGGCUGGAACACUGGAAAGUGGAGCAGACAAGCGAACGGGACAUCGACAGACGACAGCACGAAGAGGAACGACAACAGCUGAGGACGGAACGAGAACACCUGGAGAAAGAGUGUGAACGAUUGGAACAGGAAGUGAAAGCGGAGCGACAGCAACACGAAGAGGAACUGAGGCAGCUGAGGGUCCAGGCUCCGGAGAACAAACGGGAACCAUGUGACGCGGGUCAGGCCGCUGCGUCUCGCAAGGAGGAUGACGACGAAGAGGAGAUCGAAGAGGAAGAAGAGGAGUAUGAUUGUCUGAGGAAGUACAGGAAUGAGGCAGGGGACUCAACUAAUCCAAGUGACGGACAAUUGCUGGACGAGGUUUCCUUGACGACCAUACAAUCAGCUUUCAGGGCGCAUCUUGCUCGCAGCCAACAUAUCACAGAGAGCUCAGGGUCCUUUGACUCAUCCGCAUCCAAAAACAUCUUGCCGUCGCUGGCGUCGAAAGGAGCGCCAUCACAAGGAGCUGCUUCCAGUAAACAUCAAGCACAGGAUGAAGACCUGUGGCCCGUCUCCAGGACUCAAACAUCGGUGAAGACGACCCCUGAAGCACAACAACCACAAUCAGCGUGCGCCGCCGAGCCGGACGCUGGAGACGACGCCCCUUUGCACGAUUCGGACGACUCGGACGACAUCAUCAUCGCCGAGUCCUACCCUCGGAGGAACAGAGAGACCAGGGUCGCGUGACCAAUGCCGGGAACAAGAACUUCAGUCCGUCGUGGACAAAACAAAGGCCGGAUUAUUCCAGGAUGUUACUCGCCCGCUGCUGUCUCUUGUUCCAACUUUGAAGGACUUCCUGUCACGUGAGAACCUGAAUUUGCACGUCGGAUUCGUUAUUUCUCUGGCGUGUUUUUUUUUUGCCAAAGUGCCUACAAGCUGGAUAUCCAAGUAACUACUACUACUGCUCUAGCAAUACAUGUACUGAGUGAGCCACACUGACACAAUGAUGGAGUCACGGUUUUAGUCUUUUUUUGUCAACAUAACAAGUCUUAAUUACAAUAGUCACUUUUCUAUUAAUGAAAUACAUUCCUCUAGUGAAAAGCCGCCGUAAAAAUCUGACUUGUUUGCACAUGAGUUAGUUUUUUUAAUGAAAUGAUGGCAAUUUGAUGCUCCAGGUAUGCUUUUAUAGUCAUUUCCACCACAUAACAGAAAAACUAUUUUAAUACAUUUCAAUGUCUUUUUAUCAAGAAAAAUUGGCCACAAUUCCUUUUUUUUUUUUUUUUAAACAAUAAAAUUAUCUUGGCUGA
Molecule: messenger RNA, 3144 nt
Organism: Entelurus aequoreus (snake pipefish)
Lineage: Eukaryota; Metazoa; Chordata; Actinopteri; Syngnathiformes; Syngnathidae
Gene: iqce
Product: IQ motif containing E
Exons: 23
Coding region: 425-2584 (719 amino acids)
Molecular function (GO): protein binding
Source: RefSeq, a predicted model, not a curated record